Messenger RNA from Nyctereutes procyonoides (raccoon dog), 2235 nucleotides. RefSeq names its product protein interacting with PRKCA 1 (gene PICK1). Gene Ontology annotation, cellular component: postsynaptic early endosome; postsynaptic density; trans-Golgi network membrane. The transcript is spliced from 13 exons. Gene Ontology annotation, biological process: dendritic spine maintenance; intracellular protein transport; regulation of Arp2/3 complex-mediated actin nucleation. Lineage: Eukaryota; Metazoa; Chordata; Mammalia; Carnivora; Canidae. Gene Ontology annotation, molecular function: phospholipid binding; protein domain specific binding; protein kinase C binding. The record is from RefSeq and is a predicted model, not a curated record. Bases 419 to 1672 code for a protein of 417 amino acids.
CAGACCUUUCCUCUGUUUCCGCUUUCUCGUGCUAACGGCGAGCUUCCGUCAAUACUUAGGCUCUUUUCUGGUUCUGGGAGAGCCCGGAGCCAGGGAGGGAGGGUUGUCUGCCAGAACUGGGUCCAAUACCCGGGUGGUCAGGUAGGCGGGACUUCCGCGUAAAAGAGGAAGUGACGCGACAGUCGCGGCCGCCGACAGGUGGAACGGCAGGUGGCUUCAGGUGCCAGCCUGGCCUGGACCCGGCUGUGGGACCGACGCUUCCGGUGAGCGACAGAGGUAGCUCCCAAGGGCCUGGAGAUCCGUGGGGCGAGCUCUGGGGUGUGAGCUCACCGCCCUGGCCUGGAACUCCCCCCUCUACCUAUUCCCCAUUCCCCUGCCGAGCUGGGCAGUCAGCCAGCCCACCUCAACUCUCGGAACCAUGUUUGCAGACUUGGAUUAUGACAUCGAGGAGGAUAAACUUGGAAUCCCUACUGUGCCUGGGAAGGUGACCCUACAGAAGGAUGCUCAGAACCUGAUCGGGAUCAGCAUCGGAGGAGGGGCCCAGUACUGCCCCUGCCUCUAUAUUGUCCAGGUGUUUGACAACACCCCAGCAGCCCUGGACGGCACUGUGGCGGCUGGCGACGAGAUCACCGGUGUCAAUGGCAGGUCAAUCAAAGGCAAAACUAAGGUGGAGGUGGCAAAGAUGAUUCAGGAGGUGAAGGGUGAGGUGACGAUCCACUACAACAAGCUGCAGGCGGACCCCAAGCAGGGCAUGUCCCUUGACAUUGUGUUGAAGAAAGUAAAGCAUCGGCUGGUAGAGAACAUGAGUUCCGGGACUGCAGAUGCCCUGGGCCUGAGCCGGGCCAUCCUGUGCAAUGACGGGCUUGUCAAGAGGCUGGAGGAGCUGGAGCGGACUGCCGAGCUGUAUAAAGGAAUGACGGAACACACCAAGAACCUCCUCCGGGCCUUUUACGAACUGUCACAGACACACCGGGCCUUUGGGGACGUGUUCUCUGUGAUUGGGGUGCGGGAGCCCCAGCCAGCCGCGAGUGAGGCUUUUGUGAAGUUUGCUGACGCCCACCGCAGCAUCGAGAAGUUCGGCAUCCGGCUGCUGAAAACCAUCAAGCCGAUGCUGACAGACCUGAAUACGUACCUCAACAAAGCCAUCCCAGACACUCGCCUCACCAUCAAGAAGUACCUGGAUGUGAAGUUUGAGUACCUGUCCUACUGCCUGAAGGUGAAGGAAAUGGAUGACGAGGAGUACAGCUGCAUCGCCCUGGGGGAGCCCCUGUACCGCGUGAGCACUGGCAACUAUGAGUAUCGCCUGAUCCUGCGCUGUCGCCAGGAGGCCCGUGCCCGCUUCUCCCAGAUGCGCAAGGAUGUGCUGGAGAAGAUGGAGUUGCUGGACCAGAAGCAUGUCCAGGACAUCGUGUUCCAGCUGCAGCGCUUCGUGUCCACCAUGUCCAAGUACUACAACGACUGCUACGCAGUGCUGCGUGAUGCCGAUGUCUUCCCCAUCGAGGUGGACCUGGCCCACACCACGCUGGCCUACGGCCUCAGCCAGGACGAGUUCACCGACGGGGAGGACGAAGAGGAUGAAGAUGACGAGGACACGGCUACUGGGGAGCCGUCCAGGGAUGCACGAGGGGCUGCCGGGCCCCUGGACAAGGGUGGGAGCUGGUGUGACUCCUGAGUGCCCCGUGGGGUGCGGAUCUGGGGGGUAGGGUGAGUGGGAGGACAGAGCAUGGGAGCUGGGGCGGGGCCGCUGCAGAACAGGGUGGCGCAUAAAGGCCUGCUGGCUUGGGGCGCCUGCCUCCCUGCUCCUCUGUCCUAGCACAGCAAGCCUGGGCUUCUGCCCAGGAGAGGCCCUGGGCCCAUGGCCUGGGACCUGGACACUGGCCUGCUCCGCCUUCCCUCCCCACCUUCCCAGCCAGAUGGAGAGCUUGGCCUCUGGAACUGCCUUAGGAAGGAGAGAAGGGGCAUGGAAAGGAGGUGGGGUUAGAGGUGGCAGGACGUCCAGGACCCGUUCCCUGUGGGCACCACCACUGGAGCCUGCUGGAGUGGGGGGCCGGGGGUGGACAGCCGAGGUUGGGUCCAGUGUCUUGUGUACACCCUCACCUCAGCCCAGGCUGGCCCCAGCCCAGCCCACACUCACACCUCGGCGGCCUUUAUUUAUUUUAUUCCCCUAGCUCAGCCACUUCCCUGGGGAAGGGCCGGGCACUGGGCCUGUAUUGAAUAAACACAAACCCAGAUGGA